AUGGCUUAUAAUGAUGAUAUGAACAUAGUACCACAUUUGAAUGUGAUACGCUUAACGAUGAUCGAUGAAGAAUUGAUGAACAAUCAAGACUCAACACGGAGCACAAUGAUACCAAUAGCAAUUCCUUAUGAAGCAUCAGAGAGAAUUCAAUCUCUGCCUCUGUCACUGCCUUCGGUUUCUAUGGCAUCUCAUCAAAAUCGAGAACAUAACUCGGAAACAGACGUGGAUCCAUCUCAACGACAAUUAUCUAUUCUCGAUCCAUUAUCAGAUCGUGUCAGCACAAUACUUGUUUGGAAGAACUUAACUGUUCUAACACGUGAAGAUAAAGUUACCGAAUUCUUUCAACAAAUGAAAUGUUGGAAAAAAUUUACACGUAAACGACAAUGUUUAUUAAAUAAUAUCAGUGGUGCAAUCACAGGUGGACUAUGGGCUGUGAUGGGUCCGUCUGGUUCAGGUAAAUCAACUCUCUUGAAUACAUUGGCAUGUCGUUUGGAUGUCAAUACCAUUGUAAAAGGUCAAAUAAGUCUGAAUGGUGCGCCAUAUAAUAAUGCAGAAUUGAAGCGGAUAGCUGGUUAUGUAAUACAAGACGAUCUCUUAAACGGAAAUUUAACUGUGUAUGAAACAUUGAUGUAUACGGCCGAACUUCGUUUGCCACGUCACUUUACACGUCAACAACAUGAAGAACGUGUUCAAUAA
This is a messenger RNA of Rotaria sp. Silwood2, 696 nucleotides long. Lineage: Eukaryota; Metazoa; Rotifera; Eurotatoria; Philodinida; Philodinidae. The record is from the annotation of a GenBank genome assembly.